AUGCCACAAGAAAAAACUGAAUCUAGUGACAAUCCAGAAGAAAUGGACUCCCUUAAUUUUGGGGACAAAGAUGACGCAGAUUUUAAAGGCAGUGCGGAUAGUAAAUCGAAAAAAUCAGGGAAUACGUUAAAAAGGCGCCGAUAUAAAAUAUCUAACAAGAAACAUGACCGCAGAAUUGAUGUUUCAGCAUUUUUGGAUACUGAGGCCAUGGAAGAUGAGGAGGACGAGGACUAUGAUUAUGACGAUGGGAUAUUAGACUUGUCUAAGGAAUCUGCAGAGGCAGAAAGGCUUGAACAGCGAAGAAUUAGGAUGGAAAGUUUGACUAAAGAUGGGAGAGAAAGGAGAAGGGCUGGGGGUGCAGCUCAUUUGGAAACUGCAAUUGACAGUCUGACCAAGCGUUACCAAAAUCUACACGAGUCAGAGGAUGCUGAUGAACUGGCUGAUGAGCUGGCUGAUGAGCUGGCUGAUGAACAAUUGUUUGACAUGCCUAUAUACGAUGAUGUAAGUGAGUCCACAUCGUUCCUACCAGACCUUUCCGAUCCUAAACUAUGGUUAGUUAAAUUAUCCAAAAGUGGAUUAGCCAGGGAACUAGCUAUUUCAAUUCAAAACAAGUUUUUCACGCUCAAACGACGUGGCAUAGACUUGGGAGUGUUCUCCUCAUUUGCUUCUGAUACUCUGACUAAUUAUUUGUACAUCGAAGCAGACAACAAACGGGAUGUAAUAGAUGCCUUAACUGGCUUGAGGAAUGUGUACAUAAAUAGCGUGAAAAUGGUCCCAUUAUCUGAAAUGCCUUCAGUGUUUAAUGUAGUACUACCAGACGCGUCAAUACCACGCAUUGAUGAAUAUGUACGAGUUCGGACUGGGUUAUACAAAGGAGACUUAGGGCAGGUGUUCGAGGUAGAUGUUAAUAAUGGUCGGGUCACGCUCAGAUUGAUCCCUAGGCUAGAUAUGCCAACAAAUGAUCAAUUGCAGUCAUCAUCGCAAUCCCUAGAACCAACGGUAAAGAAUGUGAGUGCCAAUGGCAGUACUGGCACUGGGUUUAGUGGUAUGAAAAGACCGCCUAAAAACUUUUUCAAUCGGUUGGAGGUUGAAGAGGCUGGUGGCUUGCUAGAAGUUGGAUUUUACCCUGGCACUGUGCGAUACAACAAUCAUACUUUUGAAGACUCUGGGCAUAUCCUGUACAGAAUCAGCCUCAAGGGAAUUGUUACGGGUGCUCAUGUUGAGGCUACCCUUAAAGAAUUGAAGGAAUUUAAUCAACGCAGGAAUGUUUCCUUUGACCAAGAGGCCCUUAAAGUUACCAAGGCCAAACGAACGUUGGGUCUAUAUAAGUUGGGGGAGAGGGUGAAAGUUAUUAAGGGCGAGCUCACUAACUUGAAGGGUAAAAUAAUUGGCGUGUCAACGAACUAUGUGAAAGUGGACACGGAGGAGUUGGGAAUUGACAGUUUUGAUGUGCCUUGGGGGGAUUUUGUCAAGUAUUUUGAGGAGGGAGAUUCAGUUCGUGCUAUUAGCGGCAUUAACGCUGGUGAGACUGGGUUAAUCAGCCUAGUGGAUCUUCCUAACCGUUCUGCUGUAGUCUUUUCGCCACUUUCGGGACAAGAAUUUAGAUGUUCAUUGGAAAAUUUGUCGCUAACUAGAUCUGAAGGCACUGGAGGACAGAAACUACUCAGCCUAAACGGUUAUACAAUGGGUGAUUUGGUACAACUUACAAAUGGUACGAUUGGUGUGUUGGUCUACAUUGACAAAAAUAGGAUAGCUAAGUUUUUGACAGUCAAUUCACAGCUUAUCGUGGGCAAUUUGUCGCAGAUUUUGUGCAAACGGAAUAAUGCCGAUCAAGUGACAAAGGAUGCAAAUAUGGCAAGUGUCCGCUGCAAGUGCAACGUUAUUAUUUCAAAGGGCCCAUUGAAGGGUAAAAAUGCGCUAGUGCUUCACAUUUGGCAAUCGUGGGUUUUUUUAAUGUUGGCUGAUUAUGCCCGAGGAAAAGCGGGUGCAAUUCACCAAUAUGUUACGGAAACCUCCGUAACAUGUUUGGAAGGUGAAGAUGUUAUUUGUCUCAAUCCACACACAUCCAGCCAAUCACCAACUCACAGUCUCGGUUCUAACGACAAGAAACAAUUUGACGGCACAAAUAAUAAUACGAGGGGCGGUAGCAGGUAUAUUAACCCCUUUAUUGGCAAGACUGUAAAGAUUUUAGUAGGCAGGUAUAAGGGAUUACUCGCGGAUAUUGUUAAAGUAGAGCCAGAUCGAUUUACAGUAUUGCUGAAGGUGAAACCGCAGACAAUGCGGUACAAGAAGGCAGAAUGCUUGGUAAUUGAUAGUGUCGGAGGCGGUAUGGAUUGUGGUUUUGAACGCACACAUCAUUCCUCUAGAUUUUCUAGCAAACCACCAUCACAUAUCAACACUAGUUCUAGUGCUGAUGGUGAUAAGGGUGAUGAUAGACAUAUGCAAUCUGUACCCAAAAUAUCAUCCGAUAUUAAUCGCAACAUAUUAUUCACCCAAAAAUAUUGUAAAGGUUCUGUAGUAGAGAUCACAGGCGCCGGGGCUUAUCAGGGUAAAACUGGAAUAGUUGGGGAGACGAUUUCAGGGUCCCGUGAAACAGAUUUCACGAUCUUACACUUGUUUGUAGACGACGACUAUAUCGCCAUAGCUUCUGAGUCUGUAAAACCAAAAAUUCCAUCUGAAACUAGUCAACAAGUAAUUGUUAUGCAAAAUGGAAUUAACAUGAACAAGACAGGGACAUUGGUUCAACUGGAUGGUACUAUGGGCGUUGUACAAACUAGUACCGACUAUCUGUCCGUGCCAGUUGAGCAACUAUGUCUAUAUGUAUCUAUGUGA
This is a messenger RNA of Babesia microti strain RI, 2832 nucleotides long. RefSeq names its product Putative transcription elongation factor SPT5 homolog 1. Gene Ontology annotation, cellular component: DSIF complex. Bases 1 to 2832 code for a protein of 943 amino acids. The record is from RefSeq and is a predicted model, not a curated record. The transcript is spliced from 3 exons. Gene Ontology annotation, molecular function: mRNA binding. Lineage: Eukaryota; Apicomplexa; Aconoidasida; Piroplasmida; Babesiidae. Gene Ontology annotation, biological process: transcription elongation by RNA polymerase II; regulation of DNA-templated transcription elongation; regulation of transcription by RNA polymerase II.